Messenger RNA from Coturnix japonica (Japanese quail), 4689 nucleotides. RefSeq names its product vitrin (gene VIT). NCBI's taxonomy places the organism in Eukaryota, Metazoa, Chordata, Aves, Galliformes, Phasianidae. Gene Ontology annotation, biological process: extracellular matrix organization; positive regulation of cell-substrate adhesion. The record is from RefSeq and is a predicted model, not a curated record. Gene Ontology annotation, cellular component: interstitial matrix.
GUGUAUGCUGGAGGGAGAGACAGAGGGAGAGAGGAGCAGAGGGAGGAGGGAGGGAGGGCAACGUGCCUUUCACAGAGCUGGGAGCUCGAUGGGAAUGUUUGAUUAGCUCCUCUUUGAAAGAGAAAAGGUGUCCAGGCCUCCCUUCGCCGCCUGCCUCUGAUUCUUUAGAAUAAUGUUGGCUGGAGUUUGUGGUACAGAAAAACUGGGGAAAAAAAGCACUUUCAUACUGUGUGGAGAAAAGGAAUAAAAAGUUGCACACCUCAAGCAAGGGCUCCUUAGUGAUCUGCUUUGCUUCAGUCACAAUGAAGGCCUCAGUCAUUGCAACCUUCUUUGGUGUACUUCUCACAUGUACAUACGCAGCUAGGGAAGCCACAAAGAAGACCAAGAAGGCUAAGCUAUACAUACCUCAGAUUGACUGCGAUGUCAAGGCUGGGAAGAUAAUAAAUCCAGAAUUCAUUGCAAAAUGCCCUCCAGGAUGUCAAGACGUAAAAUACCGUGUUUAUGGCACAGACAUUUACGCUUCUUUUUCCAGUGUGUGCAGUGCUGCAAUUCACAGCGGUGCAAUAGACAACACGGGUGGGAAGAUCCUUGUUCAGAAGGUGGCUGGCCAUGCUGGGUACCGGGGCAGCUUCUCCAAUGGAGUUCGGUCGCUGUCAUUGCCACGCUGGAGGGAAUCCUUCCUCAUCUCAGAGGGGAAGCCAAGAAAGGGUGUGACAUAUCCAUCAAUUCUUGAAUUCUCUUCCUCAAAGAGCACAGCUGUUAAACCAGAGCCUAAGAAGCCAGAGCAAGACCUAAAAGUUACAAAGAAUGCAUCCAUGUCUGAUAUACCAAGGAAAGCCUCAGAACAAGGGGACACAGUCCGCAAGGUGUAUCAGACAUCACCGGUACCAAUGCCAACAACACAAAUGGCAACCACAACACCAACCCCAACAACCACAACCACAGAUCCUUUCAGCACAACGCCAAAGCCAACAACAACAACACCUGCAACAACAAGAAUCACAACAGACUUGGCUGCAGCAAAGCCUCGACCUGGAUUGCACAGGGUCAGGGAUACAGGUUCUAGCAGUGUUCACCCUGCAUAUUCCUCUGUGGCAGCUGCAGCAUCAAGACAAGUUCAGGCUUCACAAGGAAGAGGACUGAAUACAGCAUUCAGGGGCACUUCCACCUCUGCAAGUAACAGGAAUAUUUUGCGACCCAAUGCAGGUAUUCAGCGCCAAGAGCCUGUUGCCACUUUCCGUAGGCCUGCUGGAUCUCCUGCCCAUCUGGCAAUGGAAACAGACUUGUGGAAACCUGGACUGAGCUUUUUUGACACAGGUUUUGCUUCGAAGGAGGAACUGAACCUGAAGCCACUGGAAGCGACCUCGCAGGGGAACCCAAGCUGCAAGGUGGACUUGUCCUUCUUGAUGGAUGGGAGCUGGAGCAUCGGUAAACGCCGCUUUCAGCUCCAGAAGCAGUUCCUCAUUAACGUGGCUCAUGCCCUUGGCAUCAGCAAUGAUGGGCCUCUGAUGGGCGUCGUGCAGUACGGUGAUGACCCUUCCACAGAAUUUAACCUGAAAACAUACACCAGCCCCAAGGACCUAAGAAAUGCCAUUGAGAAAAUCCCUCAGAAAGGCGGACUUUCCAAUGUUGGAAAGGCACUUUCAUUUGUCAACAAAAACUUCUUCUCAGAUGCUAAUGGAAACAGAGGUGGAGCGCCCAAUGUGGUGGUGGUAAUGGUGGAUGGGUGGCCAACCGACAGGGUAGAGGAGGCCUCCAGACUGGCCAGGGAAUCGGGGAUCAACAUUUUCUUUGUCACUAUUGAAGCAGCUGCUCAAAAUGAGAAGCAGAAUGUUAUUGAGCCAAACUUUGUGGACAAGGCAGUGUGCAGAACAAAUGGCUUCUAUUCCAUCACCGUGCCCAGCUGGUUCAGCCUCCACAAGGUCGUCCAGCCCUUGGUGAAGCGGGUCUGUGAUAUCGACCGGCUGGUUUGCAGCAAGACGUGUCUUAAUUCGGCUGACAUCGGUUUUGUGAUCGAUGGUUCCAGCAGUGUUGGCACUGGCAACUUCCGCACAGUCCUCCAGUUUGUAGCCAACAUCAGCAAGGAGUUUGAGAUUUCGGACACGGACACCCGCAUUGGAGCCAUUCAGUACACAUACGAGCAACGCCUUGAGUUCAGCUUCGAUAAGUACAGCACAAAGCAGGACGUGCUGAGUGCUAUCAAAAGGAUCAACUACUGGAGUGGUGGAACCAGCACAGGGGCAGCCAUCAGCUACGCCUCUGAGCAGCUCUUCACCAAAUCCAAACCCAACAAGAGGAAGAUCAUGAUUCUCAUUACGGAUGGCAGGUCUUACGAUGAUGUCCGAGUGCCAGCCUUGACAGCUCACCAAAAUGGAGUUAUAGCUUAUUCCAUUGGAAUUGCUUGGGCUGCCGAAGAUGAACUGGAAGCCAUUGCAACAGAUCCAGAUAAGGAGCAUUCUUUCUUUGUGGAUGAAUUUGACAACCUCUACCAAUUUGUUAAGCCACUCAUCCAAAACAUUUGCACAGAAUUUAACUCGCAGCCACGGAACUGAUGGAGUGGAACGGGCCGAGAUCCUUGGGCGUCGUGCCGAAAGCACACAAUGCUACAGGAACAAUGCCAGCUACAAGCUCAACAAAUACUGGAAUUGUUUUUCUCUGGCACUUUCCAGUUAAUGAGGUCGAUCACAUCUCUGUCCCUAUGUACGAUAAUACUCCGUGUAGGCAACUGAUUUUUCCCUUGCAGGCUUCAGAAACUGUAAUUUGGAUGGGCAGAAUAACAGGCAGGAGACAUCAGGAGGGAGUAAAUGGAGCUGUUUGGAAAGCCAUUAACAGUAUAGAGACUCAGCUUAGGUGAUUCUCACCUCAGGGCACACACAAGCACUAAGAUGUACCACCUGCUCUCUGCAGUGGCCAGGGCCCCCCAUAGAACUGCUAUACUGUUCUGCCCUGUGGCAGAAGCACCUCCCUCUGACACUGCCCAUUCCUCGCCAUCCAGGACAGGACUGACAUCCUGAAAUCCCAGGCACAAACUGGGCAGAUAACAUGAAUUCAAGUAUUAAGCUUCAUCCAAACCCAAAGAUCAGAAAAUCAGCAAGUGGCCAGGGCCAAGCUGUGGGACCCACAUCCGUUUGUCAGUCCCCAUCAAGCUCCAGAUCUGCAGAGCAGCCAAUGCAGGAUCUGUAUCCCAUCUCCCACAGCACUGCAUUAAACAUAAACAUUAAACAUAAAAAACAAUGACCUUGUCCCCUUAGCUCACUUGCACCAUUUUUUGCCACGCAGCUCAUGGCCUCUGCAAAGCAGGAGAGGUGUGGAGGCAGAAGAGGCUCCUGCAGUAAAACCUGUGGGUUCCAGUUGUUUACUGUCUGAAAGGAUUCUGAGCUCCCCCACUGCUCUAUCACCAAACACAGCACAGUUAGAACAGCCUACAGCAGACUUUAGGGUGAGGAUAAUUAUUCAAGAGCCAAUAAAAAGGCUUAAUAGGAAAGUAUCCUAAAGCUCUGGAUUACACUCUGGGAAAAGCCGUAUUUCUAGCAUUCACAGGCACCCUCUUCUGAACUUGGUGUGGACUUCUGUUGUACAGAUUGAUUUGAAGACACACCUUUAUAGCCCCAUGUUAUUCAGAAUACAUGGCUGUUUUGACUACAGAGAAGCAGCCAAAGCACUGCUCAGCAAUGGGAGGAGUGACAUGCAGAGGUCAGGAACGCUGCAUGGCAGGUAGCAAGCAGCAGUUGCUGGUGGUUUCCAUCUGGUGUCACAUACAUUAAUACAUCCCUUAAGCAGAAAUCACCAAAGGAAAGGGCUGAAGUUUCAGCGCCAGUAAAAGCAUGUGUGUUCACGCACCUUGUGGUACUUACGGCACCAUGACAGGUUGGUGGAAAUAACAGGAAAUUGGAAGGAAUUAAAGCUCACAUUUACCCUCUUACAAAUCAAAUUUGUAAUAGUCUUUAUAGUUGCUGUAAAUAACAGUGGCCCAGGAUGUUAUCAUUCCCACAAAGCAAAUAUUGCAGUUUAAUCCUUACUAGACAGCUUCCCACUGCACAUCAAUGGCUGUACCAGCCGUACCCUGGCAGCAUAUGAGAGCACAGUGUGGUCCCACACACUGUAUUCAUGCUUUUCAGCCAGAGCCACAGGUGUUCUUUAGGACAGACAUUUUCACUUCUACUGGAAACCUCAAGCAACAAGUUUUCACUCUCCACAGAGAAGCUGAACAGCUAUCUGCCUCAUCAAACAUUUGCUUAGGGCACAGCAGGGUUUGCUGUUGUUUAAAUGGAUAAUCUUGACUUUACAGAACACCUGUGGUGCUCAGAUGCCAACAAGCCAUUCUAUUUACUUCUUGAGUUGACCUUGAAAUUAAUUUUGGAUCUGACUCUCAUCUCAACUGAGAUGCCUUAAACACAGUGAACUGGAGCAUAAGCCUCAGAAGUCCCAGUACAGCCUUCCAUCAGCAGAAGUGGAUCAGCACAGAAUGCGCUCCCCUGUAGCCCUUCACCUUUCACAGCAAUAAAAACGCUUGUCACAUCUGAAGUCUCUCAAUAAUAGUAAUAAAAGAUAGCAAACCUUCAUAAACAUUUGGAGGAGUUAUACUGGUUUGGUGAAAGCAGAGGAACUCCUUUUGUAACAUAUACGAGCUGUUUUGAGCUUCUCAGUACAAGUUGCUAUACCUUUUGCAAUAAAGACAUCCCAAAGGCA